AUGUAUUUUGUCCCGAGGCCUUUGCCUCCGUUUGAGGUGGAAGAAAAUGCGUCAGAGUUGCACGCGGAGGAGGAGGCGGAGACGAGGGAGCUUGAGGCGGAGCCCAUAGCGUUCCCGGCCCCAUCCGUACAACAGGGCGGCACAGUGCCAGAUGUGCCCUCGAUGCCUCCGAAGAGCAUCCUGGACGAUGGACGAGUGACCCAUGUGGCGGCGGUUAUUGGUGUGGCGUGCUGGUCACUUGCAGGAACAGCGUUGCGGCUAAAGAUAGGGCGGUGCCUGCCACGUCACGGCUUCCUAACGACGUACACCACCUUCGGCGCAAAUUGUAUUGGCUGCUUUCUGAUGGGUUUCAUUGAGGCAACGGCAAGCAUCCAGACGCAAAGUAAAACCUUUCCAUGGAUCUUUCGCAGCCUCCUGACUGGCUUUUGCGGCUCCUUGACAACCUUCUCUAGCUGGAUGCUGGACACGGUGGGGCGUGAUACCGCCGCCCUCGACUUUGGUGAGCUCCUCUCCGGCCUGACAAUCCCCUUUGUCUUCCUUCUUUGGGGCCAUGACACUGUCUCUAUGCUGCGAGCAGUUACGGGGUUGACGCGGAGGCGUAGAGUCAGUCUGAGUACCAGCAACAGCCUUGUCGAGCACAGCAGGAGGCAACUGCACCUCGCCAACAUUGUUUUUCUUGUCCUCUCAGUUGUGAUGGCGGUGGGGAUUCCCAUCGCGGUUGAGGUGGCUGUGCGUCGUGGCCUGUUGGACGUGAGCCUCAUCGACCGUCGCUCCGUUAUCAUCGCCCCGCUCGGCGCCGUACCACGUUACGCGCUGGGCCACCUGCUGAACGGAACGGGUCGCUUUUGGCGGUUGCCGGUCGGCACGUUUACCGCUAACUUCAUCGCGGUGUUGCUGAUGGGGAUUACAGACUACCACUUCCGACAUGAAGGCAACGUUUGGUGCAAAAUUGUGAUGAAUGGGCUCUGCGGGUCGCUCUCGACUGUAUCCUCAUUUAUCAACGAGAUCGUCGCAAUGUAUAGUCUUGGCCAUCGUCGGUCGGCGUACAUUUAUGCGGCAGCAUCGGUGGCGGUGAGCGCCGUCAUCAUGUCUGUGUGCCGCCACGCCUUAUCCUGA
Trypanosoma rangeli is the source of this 1116-nucleotide messenger RNA. RefSeq names its product CrcB-like protein. Gene Ontology annotation, cellular component: membrane. Gene Ontology annotation, biological process: fluoride transmembrane transport. Gene Ontology annotation, molecular function: fluoride transmembrane transporter activity. Bases 1 to 1116 code for a protein of 371 amino acids. The transcript has a single exon. Lineage: Eukaryota; Euglenozoa; Kinetoplastea; Trypanosomatida; Trypanosomatidae. The record is from RefSeq and is a predicted model, not a curated record.